Amoebophrya sp. A25 is the source of this 2087-nucleotide messenger RNA. The record is from the annotation of a GenBank genome assembly. Lineage: Eukaryota; Dinophyceae; Syndiniales; Amoebophryaceae.
AAAGGACGAUGCCCGAAGUGUUCUUGGAUAGGCGAUGGGAAUGAGUCGAGCUCUCACACCAAGGACGAUCUCCUGCAUGUUCUUUUCAUCUACCGUAAUUACCUCUACUUUGAUUUUAUGCCAUUGAAAUUACCACAAUGAAAGGCCUGGCUACUAAUACCUAAACAAGAAACCAUGCUGCGACAAACAAGCAAGAGUUCUGUCACUGCUUUCCUCUUGGCAGGAGCAGCGGUCGUGUCCUAUCUGCCUCCGCAGGUGCUGGCUCUCAAUGUUGGGCAGACCAAGGUCCGGUCUUCUUCCGGCUCUUUCUUUGGUGGGUCUGCGGAUGAGGGAUCCCUCUUGAAGCCGAUGGGCACUGGAAAGCACAUGCUCCGAGUGUGCAACGCGUUGCCGCAAAGCGAAAUUAAGGUCAGCAUUGAGUGUCCAUAUUUCUUGGCAUCUUAGUACCCUUCUCCCUUGUAUUCUCAUGAAAUACAAGGUACAAGGGGCCAAGAUGAGGGGGCCGAGAUGCAAUCUAGCAGACUCUAAGGAAAGCAUCGAAGUCUUUCGCGGUGAAGUCGAGAAAUUGACGGAGAAGCCCCUCCAGUAUCGAGGAUGCGUCGAUUUGCACACUGAAUUAGAGGCAGGCGAUCAGCUGCAUGUUCGCGUACUUUGAGGGUUCAUAGUAUGAUAGAUAAUUUGGGGAUUCUUCAAUAACUAUGUAUUGUUGAGAUUCCUUGAAUAAGUAUCAGCUCUACAACUUUCUAAGUCGUCAUUCAAAACUGCAUUAUACUAAAGAUGAAAUUUCAAAGAACUGCAUAAACUCUCAAUCUUCUUACGACACCCACCCCACCUCAACACAAUCUUCACAGAAUGCCGGCACCACUUCCGCAGCCGAUUCUUUGGGUUCUUUUUCCUUGAAUGAAGUACCUGAGAGUCCGGAUGCUGUGCUUUUUCUCGCUGUGUACCGACAUGACGCAGUCUCGCGUGCAGUGUCCUUCGCAAGUCAUGUUUUCGCCAGUCUCCAGAACGCACAAAUUGCGGUGCUCGAUACCUACAAGGGUGCGAAGAAAAGUCAGCUGUUGUUAUGGCCAUGCUUCGAACUAUCUCCAUGUUCUUGCUAGUGAAAAAAUAGUUCUCUUGAUUGAGGGUUCGAUUGAACGUCGUUAAUAUUGCCUAGUACUAGGUUCUGUACAACUCUGUCUACUUGAAAAAUGAAGAACGUACUAGAUAUUCUAGUCGGAGGAGGAGUCUUUGGAACAACAAAAAAAUACUUAGACCUAAACAGAACUUCGUUUAAUAUCGUCACAAACACUUCUAAUCCGAAUUUCCGGCAACUAUGGCCGCAGUGAGGAGCUGCGCUUUGAUUCCGUAGUUGCCGUCAACCCUGGCCGUUAUCGCACACAACUCGUUGAUUCCAGCACGGGUCGGGAAGAGACCUCAGCCCUCCUAGACGCCCAGGAUCGCCAGGCUUAUGUGGUCUUGCGUGUGGGGGUUGAUAACAUUGAAGAUGGUGGGCGGAACAAGGAUUCGACGUCGUUUAUGGCGCUUCUAAAUAAAAAGAUGUACUCAUUUUUUACUCAAACGCAGUUUAGCUAGGAUUUUUUUAAGUGGGAGCCUAGCUGCUAUGUUUUUGAGUACUAUGUAUGAGCACACUUUUCCCUGUCAUGUCGUUUGGUGAGAACCUAUUGGUCUUUCCUUCGGAAGAGGAUGAGGGCGUCUCUUUGCCGAGGAGGAUGAUCCGCAGGGCUGGCGAUUGGGUCAACAUGGUGUUGCGCUAAGUGAAGUGGAAAGAAGCAACACAUUAUAUGUUGUUGGAUACUUCUGUGUCCCAGAGGCUGAGGAAAAGAAAACUCGUCAUGCAUAGGAACUGAGCUCGUCGCUAGGGUUGCUGUACAGAAGCGAUACGAAGUACAUAAUUAUUUUUUCCAAGAGCAGGUAAACUCGAUGUACAACAAGUUGAAGAUGUAAAGAUGCUGUCUUUUUUCCAGAAUAGAAGAGAAAUUGAACUUUUGAAGAUUCCCUCAAACAAGGCAAGACUGAUGAUGUCACGCACGCAGUGCAUCGUUUGCUGUUACCAGCUGAGAGAAAUGGGAGAGAGAGAAGGG